This is a messenger RNA of Trachemys scripta elegans, 3408 nucleotides long. It is a transcript of the gene PODN, whose product is annotated as podocan. The transcript has 11 exons. The record is from RefSeq and is a predicted model, not a curated record. The coding region runs from base 224 to 1993 and encodes 589 amino acids. Gene Ontology annotation, molecular function: protein binding. NCBI's taxonomy places the organism in Eukaryota, Metazoa, Chordata, Testudines, Emydidae.
CCUCUCCGAUUUCACUGCAAAGGACAGGAAAUUCUCUUUGGGAGACGGUUGUCUAUUUCUCGCUCUAGUUUUGCUGCUCACAUCUGGAAAGGAUCUGACUUGGGAAAAGGAAAAUAUCUUUCUGAGCUCUGUGUGUAACUGACAUGGCAUGAACUAAGGGGAGUCUUUGGGGGCAAGAGAAACGCUUUUCUCCCUUCCUUUGAUUUCUGUCAACAACGUGGAAAUGCUUCCAAGCAGCAGAUCCCUGCUGGUGCUGUGGCUUUUGGUAUUUAGCUACAAAAUGAUCCAUGGUCACAAUGAUGAAGACAAUGAGUUUCUGGAAAAUUCAUCCAAAUUACCGAAUCCAGACCCUAAUUUCCUGGCUCCAGACUGCCCUAGAGACUGCACCUGCACCCAGGAAGGAGUUGUGGAUUGUGGAGGGAUCGAUCUGAAAGAAUUUCCCAUAGAUUUACCAGAGUCAACAAACCACCUUUCCUUGCAGAAUAACCAGAUAGAAGAAAUCUUUCCAGAAGAGCUUGCCCGUCUUUACAGACUAGAAACUCUCAAUUUACAGAACAACAGGCUCACUUCGAAAGGGCUUCCAGAGGAGGCAUUUGAACAGCUGGAGAACCUGAAUUACCUGUACCUUGCAAACAAUAAGCUAACUCUGGCUCCGAAAUUCCUACCAAAUACCUUGAUCAGUGCAGAUUUUGCAGCCAAUUACAUCACAAAGAUUUAUGGGCUCACGUUCGGACAGAAGCCAAACCUGAGAUCUGUAUACCUUCACAACAAUAAACUUUCAGAUGCUGGGUUACCUGAUAAUAUAUUCAAUGGGUCUAAUAACGUGGAGAUAUUGAUCAUGUCCAGCAAUUUCCUGAAGUAUGUUCCGAAGAACCUGCCUCCAGCACUAUAUAAACUACACUUAAAGAACAACAAACUGGAAAAGAUUCCCAAAGGAGCCUUCAAUGAACUUGCGGGCCUUCGAGAGCUGUAUUUGCAGAACAACUACUUGACUAAUGAAGGGAUGGACAAUGAAACCUUCUGGAAACUAUCCAGCCUUGAAUAUCUAGAUUUGUCCAGCAAUAACCUUUCACAAAUCCCGAGUGGCUUACCUCGAAACAUCGUCCUCCUUCACCUGGAGAAGAAUGCAAUUAAGACGAUUGGCAGGGACGUUUUGAUCCAAAUUAGAAACCUUGAGUACCUUCUACUUCACAACAACAAAUUAAAAGCCCGAGGGAUCCACCCGCUAGCCUUCCAGGGCUUGAAGAAGCUACAUACUGUCCACUUGUACAACAAUAUGCUGGAAAGGAUUCCCAGCGGGCUACCGCGGCGAGUGAAGACACUUAUGAUCCUUCACAACCAGAUCUCUGAGAUUAACAGGAAUGACUUUGCUACCACUUAUUUACUGGAGGAGCUAAACUUAAGUUACAAUAAGAUCACAAGUCCUCAUAUCCAUCGGGAGGCCUUCCGCAAGCUGAGACUGCUAAAGUCCUUGGAUCUUUCUGGAAACAACCUCCACACGCUGCCCUUUGGCUUUCCAAAGAACUUGCAGAUUCUGAAACUGAAGGAGAACGACAUAAGCACCAUUCCAAGAAGAGCCCUGGCAGGAAUGACAAAGCUGCAGGAGCUCUACCUGAGCAACAAUAAACUGAAAGUCAAUUCCAUUCACAGGGGAGCAUGGCGGGAACUCAGCAGUCUCCAGAUAUUAGAUAUGGGUGGCAAUCAGCUGAUCUCUAUUCCAUCGGAUCUGCCAGGAUCCCUAGAAUAUCUAUAUCUCCAGAACAACAAAAUCACCAUGGUAUCAGAGAAUGCCUUUGAAUCCACACCCAACAUAAAGGGAAUUUUCCUCAGGUAUAAUAAGAUAGCAGUUGGAGCAGUGAAGGAAAGUACAUUCCAAAGCCUAAAGCAUUUACAGGUGCUGGAUAUUGAAGGGAACUUUGAAUUCAGUGAUACUUCAAAGAACAGGGAUAAUUCAGAAGAGGAGGAGGAAGAAGAAGAGGAAGAAUCAAGAUAACUAUGAACAGACUCAAGCACAUCAUGUGGAAAACAUAUGGAAAAUGACAUAUAUUCCUGUAUCUAUAUAUAGAUAUACUGAGAGCACUUAGCGAAACGUGCGGUGAAUUACACCCAGACUAUUUGUUGUGGCACUGGGCCAGGCUUGAUGAAGAUAGCCUGUUAUAGUGCCUUAAUCAGGGAGAGACCCUGAAUGUCAUCCCAAAGCUUCCAAUUCAUCUUAUACAAGACUCUGGAUCAUAAGGAAUUGCUCUGGAACUCACAAAAGCUGGCUUUUGUUUCUUCUAUUUCUCUUCCCCUACCAUUUCCAUCUAUAAUAACAAAAUGGGACUGUAUUGAACACAUGCCUUCAGAUGCUGUCUUUGUCACUCCAUUUUAAAUGAACCAUAUAUACGUUUUGUCUCUUUUCUCUCACCCCGAACAGAUUGAUAGUUGAUCAAGAGGGAUGGGUAUUUACAGUAGCUUCAUCGGAGGAGCAGUAUAUGAGGCAUCUUCAUCACCAAACAGCAAUAAGAACAACCAGACUGGAUUAAUCCAUUCCUCUGUUAGUACAAUAUGUAUAUUUGGAUGAGAAAAGCAAAUUAAGGCUGGAUCCCAUAGUAACUUAUCCCUACUAUCAAAGCCUGCAGUAUAUGCCCGUGUUAGAAAGGUUUUUAAAACAAAUCAACAACUCUUGUACAUAUAUAAAAAAGAAAUGCAUUUUUACAUUAUAGUCCUUGUCAAAGUUUCUGCCGUGCUGCUUUUUGUCCAUGAGGCAUUUGUACAAAUAUCCCUGAAUAGUGACCAGGUGAAUGGACCAAAUAAUAUUUAGGAGCUGUACAGAAGCACACAUUCUCAACUAGAUGCAUAUUGUAUAGCAUACAUACUUAAGGGCCUGAUCCUGUCACCACCAAAGCCAGUGAGAGUCGUGGAUACUCAGUACCUCUCAUAAGCAGACCCUAAGAUGUCAUUAGGGACAGCGAGGGGAGGGGUUUCCCAUCAGAGUGCUAGACUGGGACCCAACCCUUGCAGGACCUUGGGCCCUUAAAACUGCUCUCACUUUUAAGACCCCUCCUGUAAUAUCCUGAGUGCUCUCAGUUCCUAUUGAAAUCAUGGAACAGACCUGAAAAAAUAAGAAUCAAAGCUUAAGGGCUGUGAGGUUCUAAUUGGCUUGUAAUGUUCUUCAUCUGAGCUAUCUAAUCAGUGCAAGGAAGUUGUUGAUGCAGUGAGGGUUUCUGGUUGAGCACAUGUUGUUUGCAUAAUGUGCUCCUAGGAUUUAUUUGCAGGUGUUGUGUUGGCUUGUUUCUACACCAGCUGUUUUCCCUACUGGAGCAGAUCUAGUUAUACAUUCUCCCUUUUGAUUUCUCUAACACAUGAGUUAUUCCAUGGCCUUGCCAGUUCUCAAUGGGGACAAGUCACACAAGGAAAAAAAAAAGC